AUGGAUCCGACUUCUCAGUUUUUUGCGAAGCUUCGUAAAGUGGCAGCAACCGUUGAAACAGAAACCAACAAAUUAAAAUCAUCUUUUGAGCAUCGUAACAGUGAAGAUGACAGCGGUGAAAGUGCUGCCAGAGGGAUGCGCGCUUAUCAUGAACUAAACUGCGAAGUUCUGGACAUUAAGGAACGGAUUCAGGAUAAUGUGACACAACAGAAAACUAACAUGGACAAUGUGAGCCGCUUCAUAAAGGACUAUGAAGCAAAGCAGCUAAAGAUCUCUGAAGACCUGAACGUGAUCAAAGCUCACUGGCAAAAGUACGGAUACCAACCUCCAAAACAGACUGAGGCCACAAACCAAGUAGACGGACAUCAGACGGAAGAACAAGCAUCUCCAGAGAAAAAAGAACAAGCAUCUCCAGAGAAAACUGCUCCAGUCGAUCUGCUGCGCACUCCACGGCUGUCGGACUUUGGCUUAUCUGGCGCUCACCUCAAGAGAGCUAUGGCGCAAGGAGAGAAGAGAGCGGAAGUGCGUCAUGAUGAAGAGCGGAUAUCUGAGGAGGUAGACGGCCAUGAUCCUGAAGAACCACCGUUUGAGAAACCUGCUCCACCGACAAAACUGAUGCGGACUCCACGACUGUCGGACUUUGGUUUGUCUGAGGAUCACUUCAAGAGAGUGAUGGAGCAGAGAGAGUGGAGAGCCCAAGUGCCCCCCAUGCCUGACAUUACCCCUCCCCGCGCACCCCGGACGCCAGCGCCUCCGGUCAUGGCUCUAACCCCCAAACGGGCUCUGCGCAUGGACGAAGAGGAUCUGCUCACGCCACCGAUGCACGACUUCGGGAUCACAGAGCACACGUGUUUCAAUAAUGACUUUACCAUGGAUUUGCGGGUCAAGAGUUUUGAGAAGGACAAAAAACGAGAGCACAGUCUCCCAGAGCCAACGGUUUAUCCUCAGAUUGAAGUCACACAGGCAAAUGAGCCUCUUGUAUUUUGCACCCCAGAAAUUAAGAAAGACAAGACUGAAAGCUGCUCUGAGCUAACAUCUCAGAGCUAUCCUGCUUUUGCGCCGACCACUCCUGAGCUGCCUACAUUUCAAACCAAAAAGAGUGAGAAAAGGCCGGAGCCGAUAAAAAUGGAAAGUGAGGAUGGCAGCAAAAUGUUAAAUGUGUCGACGCCCCCUCGUGAUGACGCUGCCGCCUCCAAACGCAGCUGGGAGUUUAACGAAUUACACUUUGGGAUAGAAGACAUGGAGAAAAAAGUCCCGGAGAUGCCAGACCUCGAGUCUAAUUUUGGAGCCUCUUUGUUGACUAGAAGUGCAAAGAUACAGAGGAAAGAAUGCGCCGGUGAAAGUCUCGUUGGUGACUCUCUGGACUUGGAUGGUCCCACUCAAGAGUUCAACUUGAGGACGCCACGUACCGGGAGAUACUACUAUGAGCCAAGCACCCCUGAAAUGCCCGACCUGAGCGCAGUCACACAGGAUAUCUGCAAAAUGAUCGCUCAGACUCAAAGGAAGACGAGUAAGACGCCGCACGAAAAGGAAAACAUCAGGUCUGACUCGCUGCCUUCAGUGUCGAAGCAGGAGUUUGAGAGUUUACCGCGAUAUUUGAGGGUGAUGACUCUGAGCAGCCUCAACCAGGCCGUGGGCAGCAUCAACCUCGCCAUCGCAAAGUGCAAAGGAAACAAGAUGGAGUUUCACGUUGAAGAGCUGAAACAAAUGAUCAACUGUGGAGAGAAAACACUUUUAAUUAUAGUUUGUUUAAGUGAACUCAAGAGACUGGAUCACGUCAAAGGAACAAGAAACAACUCUGUGUACAAACUAAAGACGGUUUUGUAA
Molecule: messenger RNA, 1827 nt
Organism: Knipowitschia caucasica
Lineage: Eukaryota; Metazoa; Chordata; Actinopteri; Gobiiformes; Gobiidae
Source: the annotation of a GenBank genome assembly